UUACCGGAUGCGGAAGUUGAGCUCAUCGUGCGUUCAAUAGCAGACAACUUACGGACAUACGAACAAAUAGUUGAGGUGAGCAUUCUCACAUUCUGGACUGUUGGUUCCUCACUUUUGCCACCACAUUCCGGAGGGUUACAGCCUCUGAGUUUUUGCCUAUUCCACCAUCAAGAAUCCAUUCGGGAAGCCACCGUUGAUAUUUUCAAUGAGCUGCGUCAGAACCCGUACGCUGCUGGGGUGAUCUUUCUGCAAGCUCUGAAUCACUUCCAGAGGUAUGCCUAUGUUCGGCAAGCACACGCUCGUGAAUCACGCAUGAAGGAUGUGACCCAUGGUCUGGCCCCCGCCACCUCACUUGGUAUCACGGACGCCGUCCAACCGCAGUGA
Molecule: messenger RNA, 384 nt
Organism: Suillus subaureus
Lineage: Eukaryota; Fungi; Basidiomycota; Agaricomycetes; Boletales; Suillaceae
Exons: 3
Biological process (GO): actin cortical patch localization
Cellular component (GO): plasma membrane
Source: RefSeq, a predicted model, not a curated record